CGCUCCGUUUGACAGAAACAUCUUCAUUGUUCUGAACUGAUCCACAUUAUUUAAAGCACAUGUGACUGAGCUAUUAUUUAUUUUAAGGUAUUGAAGAGACAGUGAUGAUUGUCACAGCAGCCAGUGGAUUUGUCGUCCUCCUCUCUGUGGCAGUGGUUCAGACUCAGGAUGACUGGAGUGUAACUUAUAGACCUACGAGCAUCUGUGCACCAGAAGGAUCCACAGUGGAAAUGCCCUGCAGAUACACAUACCCAGCCACAUGGAAUUCUGUUUCUAUCAGUGUUGAACGAAGAUACUGGUUUGUGAAAAAGAAUAAAAAUAACCAACCUGUGGAUCUGCGUUCAGACCCUGAGUACUCAGGUCGGGUGAAGUAUCUCUUUGAUCAGAACGUCUGCACUCUGCAGAUCAAGAACCUGAGAAAGACCGACUCAGCUGAAUACAAGUUUCGAUUCAUAUCAAACCAUGGAGCUGUAAGCUUUACAGUUCUUCAUGCAGUCACUUUGACUGUCACAGAUCUUCAGGUCAAAGUCGUCUCAUCAACCAGCAACUCGUCUCACACUUAUGUGUUUCUACGAUGUCACAGUGAAUGUGAUCCACCUUAUUCUUCCUUUGUCUGGUUCAAUAACGGACAGAAAAUUCACACUGGAACUUAUUAUUAUGGACGGAUUAAUCCUGGAGAUGAAAUCUGGUGCACUUUGGAAGGAUUUGAGGAUUACCGCUCUGCUUCAGUGUAUGCUCCAAAGAGUUCCUUAGUGUCUGUGAGACCAUCUGGUGACGUCAUAGAGGGACGUUUAGUGACUCUGACCUGUGACAGUGAUGCGAAACCAGCAGCUACUUACACCUGGUACAAGAACCAAAACCAGCUUCAGGGAGCAGAAAGAACAUAUCGUUUUUCCUCCAUCAAGUCUGGUGACAUCGGCUCGUACACCUGCAGAGCUCAGAAUCAGUUUGGAGAGAAGAAAUCUGCUCCUGUGUUUCUGAAUGUUCAGUAUGCUCCAAAGAGUUCCUCAGUGUCUGUGAGUCCACCUGGUGACAUCACAGAGGGACGUUCAGGUGAAUCUGGACCUGUGUCAGUGACGCAAACCCAGCAGCUACUUACACCUGGUACAAGAAGAAACGAAAAUGUUUCUAAACAGCAUCAGGACCCGUCUGGACCAUCACCUGAGAUCAGACCUGAACACAGUGGGGAUUAUUACUGUGAAGCCCAAAACAUCUUUGGAAGCCAACCUCCACCGUGA
Molecule: messenger RNA, 1238 nt
Organism: Thalassophryne amazonica
Lineage: Eukaryota; Metazoa; Chordata; Actinopteri; Batrachoidiformes; Batrachoididae
Product: sialic acid-binding Ig-like lectin 10
Exons: 5
Coding region: 105-1238 (377 amino acids)
Source: RefSeq, a predicted model, not a curated record